Calliphora vicina (urban bluebottle blowfly) is the source of this 3029-nucleotide messenger RNA. Its product is annotated as membrane alanyl aminopeptidase. Gene Ontology annotation, cellular component: cytoplasm. Lineage: Eukaryota; Metazoa; Arthropoda; Insecta; Diptera; Calliphoridae. Bases 71 to 2863 code for a protein of 930 amino acids. Gene Ontology annotation, molecular function: peptide binding; zinc ion binding; metalloaminopeptidase activity. The record is from RefSeq and is a predicted model, not a curated record. Gene Ontology annotation, biological process: peptide catabolic process; proteolysis. The transcript has 7 exons.
AUUCAGUAGGCCCACAAAUUUCGGCCACUUUGAAUAGCGAAUUCCGUGUUAAAUUCAAAAGUGAAAAAGAAUGUCGCCUAUAUCUAUUGCUACCAUAUUGGUAGCAUGCUUAUGCUUAGCAUAUGCUGCUCCUUUCGCUGAGGAGGUUGAGAUCCCCGCACCUGCCGCUGAUGUCAAUUAUCGUUUGCCUUUAAAUGUUAAGCCCAUCAAUUACAAAGUUACCCUCCAGCCUUAUUUAGAUGAAACUCAUCCUAAGGCUUUUAAAUUCGAUGGUGACUGUUACGUUGAGCUCCAAGCCCUACAAAAUACCAAAGAAGUUCAAUUGCACAUUAAAAAUUUAGAUAUCACCGUAAGUGAAUACUACAAAAAGGAUACACCAGCAACGAAAAAAGCUUUGCCCACAGCCACACCCAAUAGCUUAACCGAUAUUGUGGUCUACACCUUAACUGAAGAAUUACAAGCUAAUGUAUCCUACAUUUUCCAUUAUGUUUAUACUGGUAGCAUGGAUGAUGAUAUGCACGGUUUCUACCGCAGUUCUUAUAAAACCGCUAAAAAUGUUACCAAAUGGCUUGGUUCCACCCAGUUCCAAAGAAAUCAUGCCCGUCGUGCCUUCCCCUCUUUUGAUGAACCCAAAUUCAAGGCCACCUAUGAUCUUUCAUUAAAACACCACCGUAGCUUAAAAUCUGCUGGUCCUACCCGCCUUAUUGAAAUCAUACCCGAUGGUGAAUAUAUAACUGAUGUUUAUGCAACCACCCCUAAAAUGUCUACUUAUAUUUUGGCCUUCAUUGUCUCUGAAUUCAAUGAUCGUUAUGAUGGUGAGUUUGGUGUUCUAGCCAGACCUGAAUACUACUCUCAAACCGAAUACAUUUUCGAUGCUGGCAAGCAGCUUCUUAAAGCCUUGGACGAUUACAUGGGAAUUCCAUACUACUCAAUGGGCGACGAUAAAAUGCAUUUGGCUGCUAUUCCCGAUUUCUCGGCUGGUGCUAUGGAGAACUGGGGUCUCUUGACCUUCAGAGAACGUGCUUUACUCUAUGACGAAGAACACAGUACUUUGAGUUCGAAACAAUAUAUUGCUGCUGUUGUCGCUCACGAACAGGCUCAUAUGUGGUAUGGUGAUUUGGUUACUUGUGACUGGUGGAGUUACACCUGGUUGAAUGAAGGUUUCGCCCGUUACUUCCAAUACUUUGGUACUCAUUUGGUUGAAAGUUACUUUGAAAUGGACUUGCAAUUUGUUGUAGAUCAAAUACAAUCUGUCAUGGGCAUGGAUGCCACAAAUGCCACCAACCCAAUGAGUGACGAAGAUACCCACACCCCUGCUGAUUUAGGUCGUAUGUUCAACAGUAUUUCAUAUAACAAGGGUGCCACUUUCAUUCGUAUGACUAAAUACAUUUUGGGAGAAGAGAACUUCCAAAAGGCCAUGACUGAUUAUCUUAAAACACACGCAUAUACCAACACCAUUCCCUCGGAUCUCCUUACCAUUUGGAAAAAGUACUGGCCCAGUGCCUAUAUCCAAUACGCUGACAAAUACUUUAAAUCCUUCACCACUCAAGUCGGUUACCCAGUUGUAACAUUCGAUCGCAAGACCGAAACCAUAGUUGAAGUCACUCAGAAGCGUUUCUUAUUGAAGGAUUUGAAUACAGCCAAUCCUAAUUUGACAUACACUGUACCCAUUACCUACACAACAAGUGUUGAAAAGGACUUCAUAAAUGCCAGUCCUAAAUUCUUCCUUACUGAAGAUCCCAUCAAACUCACAGUAAACAAGGAUGCUACAUGGAUUAUUGGCAAUGUUCAAGAGACUGGUUACUACCGUGUCAACUAUGAUACUCAAUCAUGGCACCAAAUCCAUCAUAAAUUAUACUCUGCAAACUGGGAUGGCAUUCAUGAAUUGAAUCGUGCUCAAAUUGUUGACGAUCUCCUUAACUUGGCCCGCGCUGGUGAAAUCGAAUACAGUUUGGCUUUCGAUGUCCUUGAAUAUCUUGAAACCGAAACCAAUUACUUGCCCUGGACCGCUGCAUUCAAUGGCUUCAGUUAUCUAUCCAUUCGUUUGGGUACCGAUACAAAUGACUUUGCUCGCUACAUCCGUUAUAUCAGCAACAAGGCCUACAACAAGUUGGGUUUCGAGGAAAAGAAAGACGAUACUACUUUGGACAUUUACAAUCGUGGUAAGAUUUUAGCUUGGUCCUGCAAAUUCGGUCACACCGAAUGUAUCGCCAAGGCUAAGUCAUAUUUCAACGAAAACUUAAAGGCCAACCCCGUUCCCGUCAAUAUUCGUUCUGUCGUUUAUUGUACUGCCAUGCGUGAAGGAAACGAACAAGAUUUCAACAAACUCUACAACAAAUACAAGACCGAAACUGUUGCCACCGAGGAAACUUUGAUUUUGAACUCUUUGGGUUGUGUCAAGGACAGCAAAUUGGUUUCCAGAUUCUUCCAUAUGAUCGCCUCCGAUGAGGUUCGUCGUCAAGACAAGUCCAGCGCUAUGUCCAGCUUGUACACUGAAAAUAAUGAAAAUGUUGAACCCGUCUUUGACUUGGUCGACCAAAACGUUGAAAAACUAGCUGAAUCUAUGGGCGAUUACUCUUCCGUUGCUUCCGUUGUCUCCGGCAUUGCUGGUCGCUUCACCACCGAUGCUCAACUACAAAAACUAAAGGCCUUCAAUGCCAAACAUACCACCAAAUUCGGCAGUUCAAUGUCCACUUUGGAAAGUGCCGUUAAGACAGUCGAAUUCAAUUUGGAAUGGUCGAAAACCAAAUUGGGUCCAAUCAAGACCUUCUUCCAAGAACACGGUAAAAGCGGUGCCGCUAUUAACAGCGUAUCUGUUUUGUCUUUAGUUGUUGUAGCCUUGAUUGCUAUGAUCUUCCACUAAAGAGAUUUUUAGCAAAUUAUAGGAUAUUUGAAUCCUGUGUGUUUGGGAGAGCAACAGUAUUUUUGUUGCUUUUUUACGUCUACAGAAACUGUAGUUAACGUAUUGUUAUCUAAUGUAUUAUAGUUAAUUAAUAAAUUUACCUAAAUAUAAUAUUUAAAAAAAAUAA